AUGGAGUCUUUGUCCUGUUCGAUUUGUGGGAAAUUUAUGUCAGCUUUCAAUAAUUAUGUGAGACACUUGCGUCGUAAUCACGGAGAUAUCGGAGCCCAAACAGCAUCGGCCCUAGUGAAAGAGACAAAGGAAGCAAGAAUGGCAUUGAAGCAGUACCAGUGCGAUUUGUGUAACUUCAGGGGCUCGUCAAAAGAUGCCGUGAGAAUGCAUAAAGCUAGGAAUCAUAGGCAGGCUCUCGCUCCACUUACAAAUUUAAACGCAGAUGCAACCAGCCAGAAGCAGGGUUUGGCAUGCCCCCAAUGCCUCGCAAAUACUCGCGAUACAAGAAGCCUCAUCGAACAUGCUCGUUUGGAGCAUGAGUUUCAAGGCGACAUUGUUUGGAAAGAGAUGCACGAGCGCCUCACUGUCACAUCGUGGUCAUGUUACGCUACCCUCCCAAAAAAUGGCUCUAAGACCAAAUAUUACAAGUGCUUCCGACCGCGCAGGAGAAACGCUGUGGAAGCCACAGAGACAAGCGGCCACCCCAGAGCAAUCCAGUCGGCAUGCACAGCAUUUUUGAAAACCGUUGAGUAUGAAGCUGCUGAGACAAUCGAAGUUGAGUAUUGUGACAAGCACUUUGGACAUACUACUAGUGGUGCUCUACUACCCUUGUCGAUCGGAGAGAAAUCAGUCAGCUGCUCAAGAAAGAAGAAUCCAUCCCUAGUGUCAUGA
Molecule: messenger RNA, 711 nt
Organism: Cooperia oncophora
Lineage: Eukaryota; Metazoa; Nematoda; Chromadorea; Rhabditida; Trichostrongylidae
Source: the annotation of a GenBank genome assembly